Molecule: messenger RNA, 723 nt
Organism: Symbiodinium natans
Lineage: Eukaryota; Dinophyceae; Suessiales; Symbiodiniaceae
Source: the annotation of a GenBank genome assembly
AUGGCGCAUCCUCGGUAUUGGCGCGCUGGCAACUGGGAUCUUGGACCCAAGCAAUACGUGGGCCCUGCGUGUUAUCCUGUCUGGGAAACGGAGACGCCUGGAGUGCUCUGGGCAUGGCAGGGUGCUUCACAUCCUGAUGAGUCGACAUGGUGCCAUGAUGUGGAAAAGGACCAAUUGGAAAAGGCGCUAAAGAUUGCGCGCAAAAGAAUCAAAGAACUUGAAGCAAAGUUACGAAGAACAGUGGAGCAGCUGAAUGACAGCCAGAUGGCCAUGUCUCUUGAGAAUCAGGAGGAAGACCUGCAGGCCGCUAUCGAAAUCCUGCAAAAAGAAUCGGACGGCCUGCUGCGAGUGUCUGCCGUGGCUCACGCAGAGUCGCAGACGGACGCUGCUUGCGAACCGAGUGAGCCUGAGAAUCUGGACUCCCAAGAUGCUGAAGAGGACCCCGUCCAGCCGAAACAGUCCCAUCAGCUCCAGAGGCACCUGGAGGCAGCCGAAGCACGGAGCAUGGACGACCUUGAGCAGAUUUCGAAGCUUCAGGCGCAGUUGUCAGAGCAUCAGGCCUGCCCAGAGGCCGCUGCUGCCGCAGCUGCCGAUCCUGUGCGGCCAAGACUGCUGCUGCCUCGACGCAGGAUUCAACGCCAGCGCCCGGCUGCGGAGUUUCAGGUGGAGUUGACAACGCGUGGAAGGACGAAGAAAAGCCGAAGAGCUCCUGUGCCCGUGUGA